AUGAAGCAGCUGUCAGUUGAAAAGGCCAGUGCAGUACUCAUGGGCACGGGUCCAAAUAAAGAUACUGAAUGGAAUGACAUAUUGAAAGAUUUUGGAAUUCUUCCUCCAAAAGAAAAACUGAAAGAUGAAAUUGAAGAAAUGGUUUUACACUCACAGAAAGAAGCACAGGGCAAGCAACAAGACUUGCAAGAAUGGAAAUGUCUUCAGAGGAGGCAAAAGUAUGGGGAACUAAGAGAAAGCAGUAGAAAGCAGUAUGUAAAUGAAGUUACAAAUGCUCCAGAGGAUGUUUGGGUUAUAAUUCAUCUUUAUUGGUCAAGCAUCCCAAUGUGUUUACUGGUUAAUGAACACCUCAACCUGCUAGCCUGGAAGUUUCCAGAAGUCAGGUUUCUCAAAGCCAUUGUAAACUUCUGCAUUCAGAAUUACCAUGAUAUAUACAAAUUACCUGCAACUAUGGGAAUAAACUGUAACUUGUUUUUACAAGAGUUCAAUUGAAAAUUAGCAGAAGUCGGAGCAACAAAAAAAGAACAAAACCCCCAAAAGGACAUUAUGAAUAUGAUACUGCCAGUGUGAAGCACUUCUGCUCAUGAAGACACCAAUACAAAAACCAGUGAUGUGAUGAAACUGCUUGAGAGCCUUUUAAUGCUUUAA
Manacus vitellinus (golden-collared manakin) is the source of this 648-nucleotide messenger RNA. RefSeq names its product phosducin like 2 (gene PDCL2). The record is from RefSeq and is a predicted model, not a curated record. Gene Ontology annotation, cellular component: cytoplasm. Gene Ontology annotation, biological process: protein folding. NCBI's taxonomy places the organism in Eukaryota, Metazoa, Chordata, Aves, Passeriformes, Pipridae.